Molecule: messenger RNA, 2331 nt
Organism: Anguilla rostrata (American eel)
Lineage: Eukaryota; Metazoa; Chordata; Actinopteri; Anguilliformes; Anguillidae
Product: dapper homolog 3-like
Exons: 4
Coding region: 313-2217 (634 amino acids)
Biological process (GO): negative regulation of canonical Wnt signaling pathway
Cellular component (GO): cytoplasm
Source: RefSeq, a predicted model, not a curated record
CUUCAGGUUCGAAAACCAAUGGAAAUAACAGAAGAGUGGACUUGACUAAUGAAUAGUUGACAGCUGCGAAAUGGAAAAGUAAAAGGAGAGAAAGCGCGAGGGAUGGUGUGAAGAGGAGCGACGCUAAGCCGCCAGCGCUGCAGCGUUACUCCGGAGAAUCCACAUGGAAUGCGUUAUCACAAUGAAAUCCUAUGUUGUUUUUUUUAAAGGUGUAUGAAUAAUUAACGAGUUGGACAAACGCGCAGCCAAAAAAAACAGUGCGAUACUGGGAUUUCGAAUCGAUACGAGGGAAUAAGGUAAAAGGGGAAAAGUAUGUACCGUGCAUUAUCCUUCCCAAUGACGGCGGAGCGUAGUCGGAAUAAGGAGCGCCUAGAGGCGAGCUUAGCCGGUCUGCGCGAACUGGAGCUGCUGAAGCAGAGGCAGGAGUUCCUGGUGCUCAGAGCGCUGUCCCUCGGAGACGCCACCCCGGGGCAUGCCUCUUGGGGUGACCUCCAGCCACCCCGCUCCGCCCCCCCGGCCCUUAACCGAGCGCAAGACGACUUGACUUUGAGACGUCAGCUGAACAGCCUGCAGUGCGCAUCCUGGGGCCUGAUGGCAGAGCUGGAGCAGCAGGUGGGGGAGCUGAGGGUGGAGGCGGAGCCUGUCUGUGACGAGCCACCUGGCGACAAGGGAGACAGCCGGCCCAGCUCAGGGUUCUACGAGCCCAGCGAGGUGCAGUCCUCGGCCGGCCUGUCCGACUCCUCAGUUUUCGGGGAGCUCUCCCCCGGCCCCGUCCGGGCAGUGAGGGCCGCCUACGCCGGCGAGAGGCCCAAGUCUGUGGGGGAUGUGUUCGUGGCGAACCGGGACGGGCUUUUGGAGACCGGCCCCCUUUCCCUGGUGCCGCGCUCCUUCUCGGCGCCGUACCCAUCCCUGGAGGGCAUCGAGGAGGGCCUGGGCGAGGAGGAGGCCUGGGUGUGGGACCCCAGCGGCCCCUCGGGCCUGGAGGACGAGCCCACGGCCGAGGACUACCAGCAGGCCCGGCGGGUGCACUCCUACAUCCUGGGCCUGAUCCAGCGCCGGGCCCUGCCCCAGAGGCCCUGCAAGCCGCGCACCAGCCUGGGGCCCGACUUCCGCGCCGUGGCCCGGCAGAGCAGCCUGUGCCGCAAGGAGCCCGAGCUCCGGCCCGCGGCCCCCGAGGCCCCCCCCGUCUGGGCCUGCCGCGGCCCCGAGCAGGAGGAGCCGUACGGGGGCCCGGAGGAGCCCCUGCCUCUGCUCUACGCCCGUCCCAGGCCCGCCUGUCUGGCGGGGAUCCGGUCCGCCUCGCUGGACUUCCCCUGCGGAGUGCGGGACCCCGCGGCCGAGGAGGGGGACUCGCCCCGUUUCCACGGCUACCCGCCGCCGGAGGACCGGCUGGUGAACGCCCAGUACAUCCCUGCCCAGCCCUGCCGCGCCCCCGCCCGAGGCCCCGCCCACCGGGCCCCGCCCCCUCCCCCGCCCAAACCCGGCCGGGCCUCCUGCUCCCCGGAGGGGCCGCCCCAGAGGGCCCGGCCCGCCCCCAAAAAGUGCCGCCUGAGCGAGGAGCGGGCCCCGGGCCCCCGGAAGCCCAGCCGGAAGGCGUGCCGCUCGCAGUCGGAGAACAGCCUGGUGGGGGGCCAGCGGGGGGGCGCGGCCGAGCGCAAGUACAACACGGUGGAGCGGGACGGGGGGCGGGGGGGCCAGCCCAGGACCAGGCGGCCCCCGCCGGUGGGCGCCGGCUGCCGCCGCUGGCGCUCCACGCUGGAGCUGAGCCAGGACGAGGCCGAGCUCCCGGGCGACCAGGCGCCGCGAAGGGCGGCCCGCAAGCCCCGCCUCCCGCCUCCGUACCCCUACGGCCACGCCCACGGCCCCGCCCUCCCGCCGCACCCCCGCCACCUGGCCGAGUACCUGGAGCGCGGGCCGCCGUGCCGGCCGGAGGAGGGCUACGCGCUGCCGCCCCCCGGUGGCGAGUCCGAGUCCAGCCUGAGCGAGGCCGACUCGCCCGGCUCCACCUCGCUCUCCAGCGACUCGGAGGAGAGCGGCGGGGGCCUGGUGUGGCCCCAGCAGCUGCCCCCGCAGCUGGCCCCGCCCUCCGUCUCGCCCCCCACCCCGCCCGGGGCCGCUCCCCCCAAGGCCUUCGUCAAGAUCAAGGCCUCUCACGCGCUCAAGAAGAAGAUCCUGCGGUUCCGAACGGGGUCCCUCAAAGUCAUGACCACCGUCUGAGACUACAACUCCCACAAUCCCCUUGUACAGCUGCCUCAUCUGUCUGCACCAUGCCCAACACUGCAAAAAAAAGUGUCUUAACAAGUGUUUUAGUCUUGUAAAGUGUCUUAAAAU